AUGCAUAAUCUAAUUAUUUUACUAAUUAUUUUACCUAGUCUAUGUCACGCAUUGAAUGAUAUUAAAUUAAUUUAUGUGACAAAAAUAAAACUAAAUAACACUAAUAUAAUUCUCUUACAAAAUGAGACAAACAUGUAUCAAUUUUUCUAUACUCAACCAAUAAGAAGUAUAAGAUUAUCUAAUAAUUAUUCUUUUACUAUACAAAUAAAUCAAAUUAUACCAAAUAUUGAAAAAUUAUUUCAAAAUUCAUUAUUAAGUAUAUGUUCACAAUGUUCAUUUUUUCCUGCUCCUACAAAAUGUAUAAAAAUUAAUUGGAAUAAUUUAAAGAAAAAAAAUCUUUGUUCCAUUGACAAUAAAUGGCAUCGUAUCUAUCAUUAUUCACAUAAUUGGUCAAUAGUACCAGAUAAAUUCUUAUUAAAAUGUCGUGAAAAAAUUAAUUUUUAUUAUACUAAAUUAGCAUUAAAAUCUAUAUCAAAUUUAAAAUUACAGUUUAGUUAUACACCAUCAUGUUUAGAGAAACAACAAUAUAAUCAUUAUCAACAACAACGUUCAAGUCAAUUUUGGUAUGAUUUAUCUGUUAAACAAAAUAUAAAUGAAUUAAUCAAUAAAAUUAUUCAAUUUUUUCAACAUAUUUAUACGGAAUCAGGACAAUAUGAUCAUAAUGGUAUCAAAAUUAAAAAUAUAUAUGAGACAUUCAUAGAUAAAAUUCAGAAUGAUGAUAAAUCGGAAAAUGAUUAUAAAAGUUUUUCAAAAGUUCAACAAUUAAAAAUACAUGCUAUUAAUAGUAUUUUAAAUAAAUUAAAUUCAUUUGAUUAUUCUGUGUUAAAUCAUCGAAUCAACAUAAAUAUUACAAAAGAAAAUGAAAUUGAUAAUCAGACAAUAAUAACAGAAGUAAAUGUAUCACAAUUAACGAUGAAUUAUAAUAGUAUGGAAACAUCAACAUAUAAUAUUGAUGAGUCUCCAACUCAACAGUCAUUUUCGGAUAUAUAUUCUUACGAUCAAUUAACUACGAUUAUGUUAGACAACAAUGGUAUUGAAGAAGAUGAAGAAUUUCCUCCAAUAGCGGGUGUAGAAUUUCAUCCUAUUCAUCCAAAUGAAUUGUUAAGUAUUAUGACAAAUAUUAAAACAUCAUUAGACUGUUUUUUUAAAUGUAAACAAAAUCGUCAAUGUCGUACAUUUGAUUAUGAUCGAAGAUAUUUUCGUUGUCGAUUAUUUGAAGGUUCAAUGUCAACAGGAUUUGUUAUCGAUUCAACAUCAUUAACAAUUGCCGUUGGUGAACUUGAUUAUAAUCCAAAAUUUUAUGAACAUUAUAAUAAAACGUGUGAUCACUGUCAAAAUAGUCACUUUUUAGAAUGUAUUAAUGAUUUAUGUUUAUGUCCAAAAAAUACAUUUUGGAAUGAUACAAUUUGUGUCAAUCAAUUUUAUGUUGGAGCAAAUUGUAGUUCGGAUGAUUGGUGCCGCAAAGAUUUAGACUUAAUUUGUUCAAUAGAUAAAAAUAUUUGCUCAUGUCAAAAUAAAUCAUUAUUUUGGAAUGGUAUAGAGUGUUUAACAUAUUUUCAAUGUUUACAUCUUAAUAUAUCAACAUAUCAAGAUGACUUUAUUCAUUAUACGUGUAACUAUACUGCUACAACAUCAUUUGCCGUAAUAUCAUUUACAUUUCGAAAUGAUUAUCAUUUAUGGAUACUUCAAAAUAUUCAAAUUUUAAAUGAGAAAAAUGAAAAUCUAAUUAUUAAUGGAGAUUUUCAAACAGAUGGAGGAUGGAAUGUAACGAAUAACUAUUCAACUGAUUCAGAUAGUUAUGGAACUAUUGUAACAUUCUACAAAUCGAUGAAUUUUUAUAUUAUUCAUGCUAAAGGUUACUUUUAUCAGCUCAAUCAAACAUUUAAAACUAUACCGGAACAGUCAUACAGAAUUAGUUUUUUAUUAAAAAAUAAUGCUGCUAAACCAACGGCAAUAGCCAGUGUUUCUGUUAUACCACAACCGUGA
Didymodactylos carnosus is the source of this 1986-nucleotide messenger RNA. The record is from the annotation of a GenBank genome assembly. Lineage: Eukaryota; Metazoa; Rotifera; Eurotatoria; Philodinida; Philodinidae.